AUGUCUGAAAAGAGAAGUGAAACUGUGAGACCAAUCAUUUACCGUGAAUACCUUUUGAAACACUUCCCAACUACAGUUAGCUCAGAGUACAAACCAGUUGACUUCAUAAUAGGCUUUGCUAGUGAGGACUAUAAUCCAAAUGGAGUAGGCACAGGAUAUUUCGUUCCCACCUGGGACCUUGAUACUUUCAGUGCUGAAAAGCUGAAAAAACUGAAGGAAAGAUAUCCACAUGUAAGGGUGGUGAUAAGCAUCGGAGGUGACAUUGGAACUUAUUCGCCAUUCAAUCCCAAUGAUAAACAAGUGUGGAUUGCAGCUGCCGUGAAUUCACUCACAAAGAUCAUUCUUAGCUAUUUCCACCCCAGCUAUAAUAACUUGAUUGAUGGUAUUGAUAUUCACUAUGGCGAUAUCAAAUCGAGUCCUGAAGACUUUUCCUACUGUAUUGGAAAAGUUAUAAAGUCCCUCAAAACUGAUCCUCGUCUAGCCAUUAACGUGGUGUCCAUCGCUCCAGGAGAAUACACCCAAUCAUACUACCAAAAAUUGUAUAUAGAAAACCAAAACUAUAUUGACCUUGUUGAUUACUUGUUCACCAAUUGGGGAUAUUCUAUGGAAGAUUUUGUCAUAUUCUAUAAAAAACUAUUAGAUGACUACAGUCAUGCUACACUCCUUCCAGGAUAUCUAGAACCACCUUUUCUGGGUGAUAAAACUAAAGAGGUCAUCAUGUACCUCGUCAAACACAAUUCAGUCCCUGGUUUUUUUACAUAUCCUAAUGAUAAUGACUCUUCUGUUGGUCCUCCUGCCCCUUUCUCUUUUGAGGAAGAUGCUUCAAAUACUAUCUAA
This is a messenger RNA of Lathyrus oleraceus (garden pea), 837 nucleotides long. Its product is annotated as chitinase 2. Lineage: Eukaryota; Viridiplantae; Streptophyta; Magnoliopsida; Fabales; Fabaceae. Gene Ontology annotation, biological process: carbohydrate metabolic process. The record is from RefSeq and is a predicted model, not a curated record. Bases 1 to 837 code for a protein of 278 amino acids. The transcript has a single exon.